This is a messenger RNA of Rangifer tarandus platyrhynchus (Svalbard reindeer), 699 nucleotides long. NCBI's taxonomy places the organism in Eukaryota, Metazoa, Chordata, Mammalia, Artiodactyla, Cervidae. The record is from the annotation of a GenBank genome assembly.
AUGUGCUUGUCUACGCUUGUGUGUUGGCCGCGCUGCGAGUCCCGUGAGAUGCACCGGUGUUCGCCCAGCUAUGGCGCGCGUACAGGUGUGGUCUCGUGUACUUACGGUGCACACAGCUGCGCACAGUCUCCCGCGAUGGCGGCCGCUGGACGCAGAGGGCAGAAACCCCCCCGCGUACGCCAAGUGACUGCAGAACGCGCAUUUCUCUGGCGAAGAUCAGCAGAAAAAAGUCCCUCCAGGAUACGUUCGCACGGGUGCGGCUCAUAUAAAACCUAUGCUGUGUAUGCCACGACAGAACGUGUUUUUCUGAAGGCUUUCUCUAGCCAGAGGGAACUAAGGCCAGACCCAUUCAAUCGAGACAUCGCUCACGCGCGACGGCCAGCGGCCGCACGCGGCCUGCUGUUGUCUGCUGCAUCCACGUCAGACUCUAUAGGAGCAUCCGCGCGCAUCGGCACCGUUCGUCUUCCUAGCCUCGCUGAAACCUCGCUCUUUCUUUUCCUUCACAUAGGAGCAGCCGCGCGCAUCGGCAACGUUCCACUUCCUAGCCUCGUUGACAAUCUGGUCCGCGCUGACAUUACACCUACGUGGCACCGUUCACCGCCGCCUCAGCCCCAAGGUCUUCAGUACUGGUACUAUCAGACACCCCCUGCUCUACUGCCCUGUCCUGCUGCUGUGGCCAUGCAGUACAGCAGCGCCUGA